Fusarium vanettenii 77-13-4 is the source of this 1350-nucleotide messenger RNA. RefSeq lists its product as uncharacterized. The record is from RefSeq and is a predicted model, not a curated record. Gene Ontology annotation, biological process: transmembrane transport. Gene Ontology annotation, cellular component: membrane. Gene Ontology annotation, molecular function: transmembrane transporter activity. The transcript has 6 exons. Lineage: Eukaryota; Fungi; Ascomycota; Sordariomycetes; Hypocreales; Nectriaceae. The annotation marks the transcript as partial.
AGAAUUGACUUCUCCGUACUCCUUCUAUUGGUAUUGGGAUUUCUCGUCUUCCAGCUCGACCGUAUGAACUUGGCAAGCGCCUUAACUGGCGGUUUUGCCGAAGACAUCAAAGUCAACCAAGCGACAAUCAAUUUGGGGAACCAGCUUAUGUUUGCUGCUGUUGUUGUCUUCGAGAUCCCAUGCAACAUGGCCCUCCAGCGUUUUGGUCCCCGCAAAUGGAUGUCGGGCCAGGUAUUCAUGUUCGGCGUUGUUGCGACAAUGAAGACUUUUGUCCGCAACCGAACAGGAUUCUUGGUUAGUCGGGCCAUGCUUGGGCUUGCAGAGUCAGGCUAUACCCCUGGAGCCAUGUACAUACUGUCUCUAUGGUAUAAACGUCGCGAACUAGCCAAAAGAGUGUCUAUUUUCUUCUUUGGCAUGUUCGGCGGGAAUGCAAUCAGCCCCUUGUUGGCUACUGGUAUACUCAAACUCGAUGGCUCUAGAGGAAUGGCUGGUUGGCAGUGGCUCUUCUUAGUGGAGGGCUUAAUGACCGUUUUUGUCUCGUCACUACUACUAUUGUUUCUUCCGGAGAGCCCAUAUACCCCGCAGUCGCUCUUUGGUCCAGGUCUGGUACGCUGGUCGAGCGCCGAAAAGGAUAUACUGCAACAGAGAGUUGACGCAUCGGCACGCCUAAAUCCCAAAAAUAAGUCCAUUGGACUAGGUAUUGUCGUGAAAACCGUGCUACAGUACCGUCGGUGGCCACACUAUGUUUCUACACUCGCUGUCUUCUCGACCUUUUCUCCUCUGUCAACUUAUUCCCCUUCGAUCAUCAUGUCACUCGGCUUUGACCGGAUUGUCGCCAAUGCUCUGGCUGCUGUUGGAGCGUUGCUAGCUCUUCCUGUUGUGUUCUUUUUCGGGUACCUUAGCGAUCGAACCAACAAACGCGGAGCCAUUGUGAUUUUGGCACAGGUGUGCUACUUGAUUGUCCUAAUUGUGGCUAGGCAAGUACAUCCUACCUCAGGAAAGUGGUCGCGAUGGGGUCUUUGGACCGCUGUGAACAGUGUAGCUGUUGGCUACCAUCCCGUCCACAACUCGUGGACACAGCUUAAUUGCCAUGACACAGGCGAGCGAAGUAUAGCAUUAGCGAUGUGGGUGAUGUCUGCGACUACCGGCAUGAUGAUAGGAACUCAAUAUUUCCAGGCAGAGGAUAGGCCAUUCUAUCACAUUGGUCUUCGCACGAUGAUAAUAAUGGUGGCCAUUGGGAUCUUUUCCGCCAUAGUCCAGCUUCUUGUCUAUGUGGUGCAUAAUCGCUGGGUUAUGAGAGGAAAGUACUCGGAUGGAGAUGAACGAAAGAACAUCUUGUUCACUCCGUAA